Brassica oleracea var. oleracea is the source of this 2750-nucleotide messenger RNA. Its product is annotated as protein SMG7L. The transcript is spliced from 6 exons. Gene Ontology annotation, molecular function: telomeric repeat DNA binding; protein binding; telomerase RNA binding. The record is from RefSeq and is a predicted model, not a curated record. The coding region runs from base 266 to 2692 and encodes 808 amino acids. Gene Ontology annotation, biological process: nuclear-transcribed mRNA catabolic process, nonsense-mediated decay. NCBI's taxonomy places the organism in Eukaryota, Viridiplantae, Streptophyta, Magnoliopsida, Brassicales, Brassicaceae. Gene Ontology annotation, cellular component: telomerase holoenzyme complex.
AAAUCAAACUGUUGGGGGCACUUAGAAGAACAGUGGAAUAAUGGAUUAGAUAUGUAUCCACUUCUGCAUCUCCAUCAUCAUCCAUUCAUCAUCAUCAUCAUCAUCAUCAUCAUCAUCAGCCACCUUUCUACUUUGUCUGUUUCACAACUGCCCAAUCUACCUCCCAAAGUCGUCUCUUCCAUGUGAUACACUUCGCUUGGCUUCUUCUGCCUUUAGCUGUUCCCGUCUCAACGUUCGUACGUUAAAGUCUGAUUCCAGAGAAGAUAUGGAAGAUUCCACUAAGAGUAAUGCCGAUUCAGCUAAUCAGAAACAGAAUCCUAUUCUUGUAGAGGUAAACAACAUUGAGAAACAGCUAUGGACGUUAAUCCACUCAAAAGGUAUAAUGCAUCCAGAUGUUUCAGAACUAUACACUAAAUCAAUUUCCACUUACGAGCAAAUCUUUAAAAGCAAUCUCCAACAAGAAGAGCUUCAAGAAGUUGAGUUCUGUCUCUGGAAACUUCACUAUAAACACAUAGACGAGUUCCGUAAAGGGGUCAAGACAGAUUAUCCCGCCACUCAUAUGAAAGCAUUCAAAAUGUUUCUCUUAAGAGCCGCAGAGUUUUAUAGGAAUCUGAUCUUCAAAGUUGAGGAAUCUGGAUUCUUAUGCCACCGUUUCUAUAUCUGUCUUGGAGAUCUUGAAAGGUAUAAAGAACAGUAUCUGAAAACACAUGAGCAUCCUCCUAAUUGGUCAACUGCAGCUAGUUACUAUCUUGAAGCUGCAAAGUCUUGGCCUGAUAGUGGGAAUCCUCAUAACCAGCUAGCUGUGUUGGCUACUUAUGUUGGUGAUGAGUUCUUGGCUUUGUACCACUGUGUGAGAAGCUUAGCUGUGAAAGAACCUUUCCCUGGUGCUUCCAACAAUCUUCUUUUGUUGUUUGAGAAGAACAGGUCUUCUCCUUUGAAGUCUCUGUCUACUGAUGCAGAGUUUAACAUCUUAAACCCAUCAGAGAGGAAUGUUGUUGUGAAGGACUUAACGGCUGGAACUGAUUUAUUAUGGCCACUGGUGGUUCGAACUAUUAGCUUCUUUUUCCUUAAAUCCAGUUUUGAUGACUUUGGUUGCACGUUUGCAUCAACUAUGAGAGAGUUGGAUGCAGCCUUUGCAGCAGAUGAUAAGAGCCUAGAAGCCAUGCUGGAGUCUUAUCAAGUUAUGGACUUAUCAAGAAAGGGACCUUAUAGAAUCCUCCAACUUGUUGCGGUUUUGGUCUUCAUCUUCCACCACUUAGCCGAGUUUAAUGAAUCAGACAAGGCUAAAGAGGAAGUAAAGCUAACAAAAUUAGCUUUAACAAUGGUGAACAUCGUCAUGGGGAGAGUUGUUGAGAGAUGUUUGAAGACAAGCCCCUUGGAUUCUUGUCCUCUCUUGCCUGCUCUACUUGUGUUUCUAGACUACUUACCGUUUCUGCUUGACAAGACAGAAGAAGAAGAAGAAUGCAGGUUUGAUGAGAAGAGUGAGAUUUCUUUCUCUUACUUCUUUGACAAACUUGUUGAUCUCUUGAACCAGUUAAAGGUGGAAGGACAAAACUGUUCUGCUCUUUGGGAGGAUCAUGAACUGAGGUCAUUGGCUCCUCUUGCUCCUGUACAUCUGCUUCUGGAUUUCUCAAGUCAUAUGGAUCUAAGAGAGAGUUUUGUUAAUGGAAAGGAGAUUCGUCUUCAACGGAUUUUAAGUUCAGCUAUUAGGAUCUCAAGUAGACAGAAGAAGGGUUCUCAAAAGUGGUUGUUCUUAGACAAGCAAGGGACUUGGUCCUACUCAAAUGAACAGGGGAGUAACAUAACAUAUAUUGCUGUAGGAACUGUUGAGAAUGAGAGUGAAAGAUCUUUGCCUGCAGAAGAGGAAGAAGUCAUUCUUCUCAAGCCGCUUGUAAGGUCUCAGUCUGCUCCAAUCUCUUCUUCUGGCAUUGCAACGAACCCACUCAGCUCGAAUAACAAAACUUCAUCUGAUGAAAGCCUAAGACGUACCUCAUCACUCAUUGCGAACCAUAGCACACAGGAUACUAACUCUGAAAGCUUCAGCUUCACGCAAGGUCUUAAGAAUACAGAUCCACAAGGCACAGUCUCAGGAAGACCUCCAUCGCUAAGCGCGUGGGUAGUUGACAAGAACAAAGAGAAUGGAGGAGUAAGUAAGGCAAAAGGGUUAAGCCCUAUUGAUGAAACAAGUCCUGUCACAUCCUUUGAUAGUCUCUCAAUUUCUUCCUAUUCGCCUCCUACUCCAUCUGCUCCAUUACUUCCUGAAGACGCCUCUUGGUUUCAUAAUGGCCCUAUUGACGAACCCCCCGGUUUCAUGAAGACAUACACAAACUCGCCACAUGUUGGGAUGUCUUCUUCUGAAUGGUUGUGUCGUUAUAGAGAGAGUAGGAAGCUUGGACCAGCCUAUUCCUAUCAAGGUCAGGGGACAAACAACUUCUUGGCUCAUGGAUCUUCCAAGUUCAGUCUCUUAGCUAGGUACGGGACACCAAAUGAUCAGUCGAUGAUCACUACUGAAAACUCAAUGUUUCAUCCUCAGCUUUACAAUGAAUCUAGAGGAGAGAAGCUAUGGAAAGGUCAACAAAGCACAAGAAACGCUUAUGGCUUCAGUGAUGAUCCUGGACCGUUUCUUAGAUACUUGAGAGAGAAAGAGUGGCUGAAUGAGAAUGGUGAGAGGUUAAGAGAAGGUUGUAAGUGAGUGAGUUUACAAGAAACUGUCUCAAGUUGGCAAGUUGUAACAAACCUAUAGUUAUCCU